AUGAGCAAUCAUCCUUUAAUAAUAGUGAGCAGAAGGUUCCUCUCCUCCAACACUCGGGACCCCUUGAAGAUUUUAUUUUUUGGAACAGAUGAAUUCAGUAACUUAUCACUCAAUGCCCUCCAUCAGAUAAAGACACAGCAUCCGGAGACUAUCGAACACCUCCAAGUGGUAACAAAACCUUCCAAAUGGUGUGGAAGACACCAUUCCACACUAUAUACGCCAGCCAUAACUCCGUUUGUUGAGUCUCUCCCAGAUAUGCCAGCACCCAUACCGUACGAACCAAAGAUGUCCAAUGUCACAGCAGAACUGUCCAAAGUUAUGGAAACACAGGAUAUCAACAUGAUAAUUGCAGUGUCUUUCGGUCAUUUGAUCCCGGCCUCUUUGAUAAAUAGCUCCAAAUACGCACUUAAUGUUCAUCCCUCGUUAUUACCAAGGUAUAAAGGCUCGUCACCUUUACAAUAUACGUUAUUGAACAAUGAUACGUUUACUGGGGUUACCGUGCAAGAACUGCAUCCAACCAAAUUUGAUGCAGGUAAGUGUGUGGCACAGACGGAUCCUAUAAAGUUGGAACCAUUAUUGAAGGAUCAUGAUGCGACGCUCACUCCAGGCUGGGAGACUAGAUUGUUGAGGGAUAGAUUGGGCCGCAUUGGUGCCGAUUUAUUGAGUCGUGUUAUCCUCAAUGGGACAUAUCUUCCUGGGUGUUAUGAACCCGUAAAGGGGAAAUACGAGAAAAAUCUGGCCCCUAUGAUUAAGAAAGAUAUGUGUAAAAUUGAUUGGGGGAAGAACGACGCUUUUGAGAUAAGCAACAAGUUCAAUGUCCUUGGGCCCGUUUUCACUUUUGUUAAAUCUAAAAAGGGUGAAGUUAAGAGAGUACUCUUCCAUGAGGUAAAAUUGGUCGAGUAUAAUGAGAAGAGUGAUUCAUUACUAUUACGGCCUGGACAAUUUAUCCAUCACCAGACUCAAAACGCAAUAUACGUUAAGAGCUUAUCUGCUGGACGGAUUUUGAAAGUGAAGAGACUACAAUUUGAAGGGUUUGCCAUAGAAGACGCCAAUUUGUUUUCUAAAAGAUUAAAGAAACGGUGCGGCUACAAAAAUACGGAGGUUAUGGAGCAAACGUUUGUAAAUAUUUUGAAUUAA
Naumovozyma castellii is the source of this 1137-nucleotide messenger RNA. RefSeq names its product methionyl-tRNA formyltransferase (gene FMT1). The transcript has a single exon. The coding region runs from base 1 to 1137 and encodes 378 amino acids. NCBI's taxonomy places the organism in Eukaryota, Fungi, Ascomycota, Saccharomycetes, Saccharomycetales, Saccharomycetaceae. The record is from RefSeq and is a predicted model, not a curated record.